Molecule: messenger RNA, 6353 nt
Organism: Epinephelus fuscoguttatus (brown-marbled grouper)
Lineage: Eukaryota; Metazoa; Chordata; Actinopteri; Perciformes; Serranidae
Gene: arvcfb
Product: ARVCF delta catenin family member b
Exons: 22
Coding region: 596-3544 (982 amino acids)
Biological process (GO): cell-cell adhesion; cell-cell junction assembly
Cellular component (GO): nucleus; adherens junction; cytoplasm
Molecular function (GO): cadherin binding
Source: RefSeq, a predicted model, not a curated record
CACCAAUUAGUAAUUAAUUAACGAUAGUCGCUUUGAGUACAAGAAGUAACUUUUACAUCAGUUAGGAUAGGCCUGCUGCGUUUUUUUAUUUGUAUGAGGCGCGUGACCGAGAGGACGCGCGUGCAGCGACCUGACAACUAGGCUACAAUUAGAGAUUUGUAAGGUUGUAACAGUAGUGUGUCCCUGCAGCAGCCAAGUUGCAUACAGAUUAGAUACAGCCGAGGCUCGGACUACUGCACAUCACACCGGAGAGUCUCCUCGCGUUCAGGAACAAGGAUGAACAGGAGAAACUGAGGUGCAGCAUCUCAAGUGUGGUGGCUCUGGUGUGAUAAAUGUCAGCCUGUCCUGCUAUUUGUAUGGGUCUGUCUCCUCAACCAAAGAUCUCCCCUGGUGAACUGAACAAACGAGUCGACUCUAACAGAGCUACGCCUGUCCUCAGUCUACUUGUGGUCUGACGGCACUCACCGACAUCAAAGCUCUACCUUCUUCUUGCUGUCUCACCCUUCUGCUUCUGUUAGAGUGGGGGAUGUCUGUUUUCUAACACCUCUCAGCCUGCUUAUCUACUAGAUCUGUACAACUGCCACCAACACUGGACAUGGAGGACUAUGAUGUUCGCUCAGCUGCCAGCAUCCUGGCCUCAGUGAAAGAGCAGGAGGCGCGUUUCGAGCAGCUGACCCGAGCCCUCGAGGAGGAGCGUCGCAACGUCACCCUGCAGCUAGAGCGUGCCAACCUGCCACCCAACCCCCCUACCAGCCAACCGCUAGCAUGGCAGCAGGUGGUGAUGCAGGAGCAGAGCCCCAGCAACGCCACAUCCCUGGCUAUGAUGCAGGAGCCGCAGGAGGUGGUGGAGGAGACGGUCACCAUAGAGGAGGACCCCGGCACCCCCACCUCCCACGUCUCAGUGGUCACCUCGGAUGACGGCACCACACGGCGCACAGAAACCAAGGAUAUCUCUUCUAACGUGAAGGUGACUAAGAUGGUGAAGACUGUGACCACACGGACGGUGCGUCAGGUGCCGCUAGGCCCCGAUGGUUUGCCCCUGCCAGAAGGCUCAUCCCCACUAGGCAGCUACACCGACUCCAUUGACCGGCGCUACCUGAAGAAUGGAGGCGACCGCUUUAUCACGCCUCAAGCAACCUCUACCCUGACACGCUCCUACAACAACUCCUACAACGAUUCAUAUGGUGAGACGCCCGAGAGCCAGUACGUUCGCCACUAUGGCCUACACGAUGGCUAUGCUGAUUUGACAGACAACUACGGCAGCCUGUCACGUGGCAUCAACUUCCGGCCGCCACGCUACCCCUACCUGCCCAACAGCUACCGGCCAGAGAACAGCUACACGCUGCCUAUUCGCAAGGAUGACUACGGCCAUGUGGCCCAGCCCCAGGUGCCUAUGGGUAGCAGCACUGUGGAUCUGAACCGCUCACAGCCUGAGCGCUUCCAGCCCGAGCCAUAUGGCCUGGAGGAUGAUCGCCGCAGCUUGGGUCCCGAAGAGGAGGAGCCAUACGAGCUGGAGCCCGACUACUCCACUGCCAAUCGCCGCACCCUGCAGGGGGCCAAUAGGGGUCGCACCCACCGGGAACCUCUUCGUGAUGUUCCCCGAAUCAGAGGGUACCCAGAUGAAGCCAUUGAGGCAGAGCUGAUCGAUGAGCGCCACCCCUAUAUCCAUGGCAUGUAUUCAGCGCCACUGGCCCAGCCGGAGAGGGGGAGCAUGGCCAGUCUGGAUCGCAUGGGUGGCCGGCGCUCACCAUCCAUUGACAGCAUCCGCAAGGACCCACGCUGGCGUGACCCAGACCUCCCCGAGGUCAUCGCCAUGCUGGGCCACCCCAUUGACCCAGUCAAGUCCAACGCAGCUGCCUACCUGCAGCACCUGUGCUAUGAAAACGACAAGAUCAAGAAGGAUGUGCGUCAGCUGAAGGGGAUUCCUGUUCUGGUGGGGCUUCUGGACCAUCCCAAAUCUGAAGUCCACCGCAAGGCUUGUGGUGCCCUGCGUAACAUCUCCUACGGCAAGGACAAUGACAACAAGGUGGCCAUCAAGAACUGCGAUGGUAUCCCAGCUCUUGUCCGCCUGCUGAGGAAGACAAAUGACAUGGAAGUUCGAGAACUCAUCACCGGAACCCUGUGGAAUCUGUCGUCCUAUGAACCCCUGAAGAUGGUGAUCAUCAACCACGGCCUGCAGACCCUGACCAACGAGGUCAUUAUUCCCCACUCGGGUUGGGAGCACGAGCCAAAUGAGGACUCAAAGCCCCGCGACGCUGAGUGGACCACCGUCUUCAAGAACACCUCGGGCUGCCUCAGAAAUGUGAGCUCAGACGGGGCAGAGGCUCGACGCAGACUGAGGGAAUGCGAAGGAUUGGUGGACGCCCUGCUGCAUGCCCUCCAAUCAGCUGUAGGGAAGAAAGACAUGGACAACAAGUCUGUGGAGAACUGUGUUUGUAUUAUGAGGAACCUGUCCUACCACGUCCACAAAGAGGUGCCAGGGGCCGAAAAGUUCCAGGACCCCUCAGCGCUACAGGCCCCUGGUUCAGCGGGACCACAAAGGAAGAAAAAGGAUGAUGCUGGCUGCUUUGGAGGCAAGAAGGCCAAAGAGGAAUGGUUUAAUCAAGGCAGGAAAAACGGUGAGAACGACAAAAACUACGACACACUGGAUCUGCCCAAGCGCUCAGAGCCGUCAAAAGGCUUCGAGCUGCUGUAUCAGCCGGAAGUGGUGAGGCUCUACCUAUCUCUGCUGACGGAGAGCCAGAACUACAACACCCUGGAGGCUGCUGCUGGGGCUCUGCAAAAUCUCAGCGCUGGACAGUGGACCUGGUCCAACUACAUCCGAGCCACGGUGCGUAAGGAGAAAGGUCUUCCCAUCCUGGUGGAGCUGCUGCGCUCCGACUCCGACAAGGUGGUCCGAGCUGUGGCCAUCGCCCUGCGCAAUCUGUCCAUCGACCGCCGCAACAAGGACCUGAUCGGAAGUUAUGCCAUGCGGGACUUGGUGAGCAACCUACCUAGCGGUCAGCAGCGGCCAGCCAAAAACCUGGAGGAGGACACUGUUGUCGCCAUCCUCAACACCAUCCAUGAAAUUGUCACUGACAGCUCUGAAAAUGCCCGCUCCCUCGUCCAGGCCCAGGCCAUUGAGAAACUGGUCGCCAUCAACAGGACCAGCCAAUCAGCUCGCGAAACCAAGGCGGCAUCCCACGUGCUGCAGACGGUCUGGAGUUAUAAGGAGCUGAGGAACGCUUUGACCAAGGACGGCUGGAACAAAAGCCACUUCCAGCCCACGGUGACAGCCACCCCUAAAGCGACAAAGAACGGCAAGCCAGGCUAUGACGACACCACCCUACCCCUGAUGGAGAAGAACCAAGAUGGUUACUCCACCAUUGACCAGAGGGACAAGGACUGCAAAUACAAGACAGUCGACAGCUCAGUGGACCUGACAGAACGGGAGCCAUUAAAGAAUGACACAAAUAGGAAACACUAUAUCAGGAGUAACAGGCCUGCGGUCAGUCUGGUGGACGCUUGUGAUGUUAAGCCCCAGCCUGUUGACUCCUGGGUCUAAAUGCAUGCAUGGCUUAAAAUAACGACAGUGCAACAACACUCAAGCUAGAAGAGGAUCUCUCAUAUCAUCACUGCCAUUUCACAUGGGGCUCAUCUUCGGCGUUGGACUUUGUACAGAAAAGAGGAUUUUAAAAAAAAUAAUGAUCACAACAGCAACUACCCAGCAGCAGCCAGCAUCCUCACGCUUUUCAGAAAAAAAACGAAAAAAAGAAUAAAAAGUGACUACUCCUACUACUUUCUCAUAUCUACAUUCCCACUGGACAUCAUGUGAAUUUUACAGUGUUGACUCUUGUUGAGCUCUACCGGUGACAAGAAGCAGACAGAGGCCGGUGCUGAUGAAGGACUGGACGUAUGAAGGGCAGACAAAGUGAGGUGAAGGAAGUAAAUGGUGAAGGAACGUGUUGGAAGGAGACCUGUGGGACAAGAAAUACAAAAUGAUCUCUCUUUUUUUUCAUUUGAGUUUUCACAUCUGGAAGAAGUUAACCCCCAAAGUUUGUGGGUUUUGGAGAAUUUUCACUUUCAGUUUGUUGUCAAGCACUGGUAUUUUGAUGUGAACAGGUAUGGACUGGUGUGUUCGAAGGUCACGGGAUGUUUGUAUUCAGAUUGGUGGGAUGGACACGAGAAAGGCAAAGGAAAGAAACCGAGCCUGAGAAGAGCUGUAGCAUAGUGGAUAAACAUGUACACACAGCAGUCUGCUCUCAUAGACUUACAAUCCAUUUGGUUCACUGUGUUUAUUUAAAAAAAAAAAAAAAAAAAGUGCACUGAGACGCUUUGAAAUCAAAAGUGGUUAGCAAGUGAUGGAUGUCCAUUUAUUAAGUGAGGAGUUUGCAAGUUGUGGUCUGGAGAAAGGAAAGUGGCAUAUUGUGUUCAUCAGAUGGAGUUUCUGUUCACACUGCACCGCAAAAGUAAGCUGAAAUGGAAACAAACGGUUUCUGUUUCAUCGUGGUCAACAUGUUGACCCUCUUUCAUGGAGCUGUGGUUACUUGCGUAACCAUUCAGGUUGUGUAGCGACGCAGUUUGGUGAGUUUCCUGGCUGGUUGCUCUUUGUCAAUGAUGUGUAUUAAAGAGGAUAUAAGGCAUUUUGUUUAUAAAUGAUUUGUGUUUUUUGAAAAAGAGAGGCAAACGAUUGUUCGCUUGUUGAAAGGAUAGAUCUAAAAGCAUUUUUUAUUUUUGUUGGGUUUUAUAUAAAUGUAUAUUAGGGUCAAAAGGAAAAAAAUGGAAAAAUGAAGGAAAGAAAAAAAAAACAACAAAAAUUACCGACUUCUUAGUUGUAUAUUAAUAUCACAUUGUUUGGAAAGCACAUCUCAUUUGAUAAAGGCUCACCAUGUUUGUAAACAAGAAAUAACCACGUAACUUAAAUGUGUGUCAGAUAUUGUCGAGUUACGCCGACGAUCACCUAUUUAUAUUUUGUAUUUGUCAAAAAGUUACAGAAAAAAAAGUUUAUCUGCAGUGUUCUUUCUAAAGGCGAUGAAUUACGCGUUGUCUGGCAGCCGAUGCAUCUUUGAACCAGACACUCUGGAGGGGUCAGAGGUCAGACAGAAGUAACGGGAUAGACAGGAGACGGCAGUGUUAAUAAAAGUUCUUAGUUUUUCCUCCUAAUACAUUCAGACCAAGCUAUCGCCAACCCUCUUUCACCGGUGCAUCUUAAAGAGAAAUAAUUCAGUCGUGAGCAUGAAGAAAAACUGUACAGAUGUUUAUAUUCUAUUCUUUCCAAGUGCCAGUUUUUUUGUGGUGUCAUUUGGAUAUUAACUAAUUCAUUCACGUGCAAGAGAAGAAUGCAGGUGGACGAAAGGAUCUGGAUGUUCAAGGGGAAAUGAAAGAGAUGCAUCACACUGUAUAAAACCAAACAUCAAGUUCGGUCAUAUAGUAUAUAUUUUUACAACGUUUUAGGGCGGGCAGUUGAGAUGAAGAAAAGCAGAGAGAUACAAAAUCAAAUUGCCAUUUUUCUCUUGCUUGGUGAGACUGCACACUAAAUCCAGCGGUAAUGCGUAGGGUCUCCUCUACAGCCUCAGUCUGUCAGUGAGACAGAGAGAGAAUCCAAUCCGAUGUUGGUAUCACUCAUGCGUCAUCAAGGCGAAUGGCAUGUGCCUGCAUUGAUUUUUCUUUGUGACGUAUGUGACUUUAUAAAGCUUGCAUAUUUUACACAGUGUUUACAAAGAUGUAUGUUGUGGUAAAAAUCAAUAAACUACAAAAAAAUCUUACUGUAUAAAUUUUAAUUUCAGAGGAUAAAAAAAAAAAUAACGAUACCCAGCAUCCCUUUUGUGUGUCCUCAGAAGUGUGUGCUUUCAUUGGACAAUACUGAACCCUUGCAACAAUGACCCAUAUGACUGUCUAUUCCUGACUGCACUUCGCAGUACCACAACCAAAGGAUCUGGUGUUGUAUUUACAUGCAUUCAAAAAAAAAGGGGGUUUUGGUUUUGUGGAUGUGCAGCGCAUUGUACAUUUACAAAAUAAAGAGCCAAGCAACUGUGCUGUAAAAUACAUGCAGGACACGGACACACAUCGAAUCAAACGAACCUACCUGUGUAGAUAUAACUGAAUCAAGACCGUCAAAAUAAAGUAACUGUACUACUCAGUAGCAGAUGUGUUUGUACCUAUCAUGUGCCUUAACCUUUUCCAUGGUAGAUAAAGAUAAGUGUGUUUUAUAUAACUUUAUUCCUCCCUCUCAACUGUCAUCUCUCCAUUCUGUCUGUUCACCUCUCCCCCUUUUCCUCCCUGUGUCACCCUCCCUCCCUUUUUUCCUCCACUCAACUCAACUCAUCCAUUCAUCCUGCACCCCCAGCCCACCCCAACAUCCCCCCCAGCCCCAC